Coffea arabica (coffee) is the source of this 1601-nucleotide messenger RNA. The record is from RefSeq and is a predicted model, not a curated record. NCBI's taxonomy places the organism in Eukaryota, Viridiplantae, Streptophyta, Magnoliopsida, Gentianales, Rubiaceae.
GUUCAGUAGCCUUCAAAUUAGGUAGUGCAUCCUUUCGUCCCAUCUCCUUCAUUCAAUUAGGCUAGAGUUCGAUAGAUUCCUACACUAGGACUCAGUAAUAACUCCGUCUGGUUUUCAGUAGAUGAUAAUGGCUAAUGUGCUGAAAAUUUCACCUGGUUUUGAGUCUUUCAACGUCUACCUUUUAUGAUACAAAUACGAGUAGAACUCCAAUCAGUCUUUGUAGGAGAUCAUCUCGUCAACAAUGCAGGAUUUGCUUCUAUGUGCCUGAUUGAAAAUGCUAUUGAAAUACAGAAUUUGAGCCAGUUAUGGUAAUUUCAUGAUUCUGGUAUAUAUGCCCGCAUAAACGUACAACCAAGUUUGACAUUAUUCAAAUGGUACAGGAUGUGAACUUUUGGGGAUCAGUCUGUCCGAUUUACUUUGCAAUGCCUUCCCUGAAAAGAACGAAGGGGUCAAUUUUUGUGAAUGCAUCAGCUAGUUCACAUUUGAAUCCACCAGGAAUUAGCAUCUAUGCUGUUAGAAACAUAAAUGCACUCAAUGCAAGUAAAGCGGCAUUGCUCAGCAUCUACGAGACAAUGAGAGCUGAACUGGCUCCAGAAAUCUCGAUAACUACUGCAACUCUUGGUGUUAUAGAGCCAGAGAUGUCCAAAGGGAAGUACCUCAACAGAGAAGGAAUCACUCAAACUUUUAUUAAUCAGCUGCCAGUCAUGAGUGCUAGUGCUAGUGCUUGUGCAAAAUCAAUUGUGGAUGCAAUAUGCAGGAAAGAAAGAUAUGUGACAGAACCAAAAUGGUGGCGAGUUUUCUUCCUCUUGAAAACCUUCUGUCCUGAACUAAUUGAGUUCGCUAACCACACGUACAGCUUGCAAAUGAAAGCCUGCCUCCCGGAGCAGACUCCUUGCGGUCAGAAUCUUUCUUCGGGUGAGUACUUGGGCUUUAAAGCAAUGCCCUAUCUGAAGAGGACCAAGGGAUCGAUAUCUGUGAAUGCAUCAGCCAGUGCAUAUAUGCAUCCAUCAGGAUUCAGCAUCUACACUGCAAGUAAAGCAGCUUUGGUGAGCUUCUACGAGACGAUGAGAUCUGAAAUGCCUCCAGAAAUAUCGAUAACUACUGCAACUCUCAGCCUCGUAGAGUCCGAGAUGACCAAAGGAAAGCACUUGAACAGAGAAGGGACUACCGAAGUAAGCCCAGAAUUGGCAGAUACUUUAAUUAAUCAGCUGCCAGCCAUGAGUACUAGUGCUUGUGCAAAAUCAAUUGUGGAAGCCGUAUGCAGGAAAGAAAGAUAUGUGACAGAACCAGAAUGGUGUGCAGUUCUCUUCUUGCUGAAAGCCCCGUGUCCUGGACUAAUUGAGUUCGUUAACUGCCGCUUACACUUGAGGGUAAAAGCCUCUGUAGCCAAGAAUUUUUCAAUGCCACCACCGGAAAACAGAUCAGCCUAGCUGCAGUUUCUGGCUGCAAUCUACAAACUCUUAUUUUAGAUGGUGUUUGAUUUAUGGUCAUUUGGAAAAGAUAAGUGGACGAUAUUCUAGUCAGUAUGAAAUAUUAUUGAUUAAUUGAUUCCGUGUAUCGUAAGACGCAUAGAUUUUCUUUUUCUUUUUCAGAUUAUUGCG